AUGGCAGAGCGAGUUGUGGGGACUGGUUCAUUUGGGAUUGUAUUUCAGGCAAAAUGCAUUGAAACUGGAGAGACGGUGGCCAUAAAAAAGGUUUUGCAAGACAGAAGAUACAAGAACCGUGAACUGCAGUUAAUGAAGACCAUGGAUCAUCCAAAUGUUGUUUCCUUGAAACAUUGUUUUUAUUCAACUACAGUUCAAGAUGAGCUUUUCCUAAAUUUAGUCAUGGAGUAUGUCCCGGUAACCAUGUAUCGUGCUCUGAAGAAUUACAGUGAUAUGAACCAGAAAAUGCCACUCCUCUAUGUGAAACUUUACACCUACCAAAUCUUCAGGGGGUUGGCCUACAUGCAUUCUGUUGCUGGGGUGUGCCAUAGGGACCUGAAGCCUCAGAAUGUUUUGGUUGAUCCGCAAACUCAUCAGGUGAAAAUAUGUGAUUUUGGAAGUGCCAAAGUAUUAGUGAGAGGGGAAGCAAACAUAUCAUACAUCUGCUCACGGUUUUAUCGGGCUCCUGAGCUCAUUUUCGGUGCAACAGAAUACUCUACAUCAAUUGAUAUAUGGUCGGCUGGCUGUGUCCUUGCUGAGCUUCUUCUAGGCCAGCCUUUGUUUCCUGGUGAAAAUGCUGUUGGUCAGCUUGUGGAAAUAAUCAAGGUUCUUGGUACUCCAACCCGGGAGGAAAUACGUUGCAUGAAUCCAAACUAUACAGAUUUUAGGUUUCCACAAAUAAAGGCGCAUCCUUGGCACAAGGUUUUUCACAAACGGAUGCCUCCAGAAGCAAUAGACCUUGCUUCCAGGUUGCUGCAGUACUCUCCAAAUCUCCGUUGCACAGCACUGGAAGCCUGUGCCCAUCCUUUCUUUGAUGAGCUGCGGGAACCUAAUGCUAGAUUACCGAAUGGUCGCCCGUUGCCUCCUCUGUUUAACUUCAAACAGGAGUUGUCUGGCGUGUCCCCAGAUCUCAUCAACAAGCUGAUACCAGACCACGUGAAGAAGCAAUUGGGUCUGCAUUUUUUGGCAUCCUACGAGGACAUGACGUGA
Messenger RNA from Striga hermonthica, 1029 nucleotides. NCBI's taxonomy places the organism in Eukaryota, Viridiplantae, Streptophyta, Magnoliopsida, Lamiales, Orobanchaceae. The record is from the annotation of a GenBank genome assembly.